This is a messenger RNA of Capra hircus (goat), 1481 nucleotides long. RefSeq names its product Rab interacting lysosomal protein (gene RILP). Gene Ontology annotation, cellular component: cytoplasm; ciliary basal body. Bases 240 to 1418 code for a protein of 392 amino acids. The record is from RefSeq and is a predicted model, not a curated record. The transcript is spliced from 8 exons. Lineage: Eukaryota; Metazoa; Chordata; Mammalia; Artiodactyla; Bovidae. Gene Ontology annotation, molecular function: protein dimerization activity. Gene Ontology annotation, biological process: cilium assembly.
ACUUACAGCCCUGGGCCUCAGCUCCUGGACGCCUGGCCGGAAUGUCCUACUUCCUGUGACCUUGGGGGCUUUAACAGGGCCCUGAGACUCUUACAGCCUUUUCCCUGAAUCGCUCCUCCCUUGUCGCUUCUACCCCGCCCUCUACUGUCCUAAGCCGCUUCCUGGGCCAGGACUGAUUGGCUUUUUCCUGCCUCAGUUGGGGGAGGAGGGUGUCGCAGCCCUGGUCGCCUUCGGGGGACAUGGAGCCCAGAAGGGCGGCGCCUGGGGCGCAUGGCUCCGGGCCUCGGGUGGUCCCGGGAUCGGGGACGGCCGCGGAGCUCGUGUACCACCUAGCGGGGGCCCUGGGCGCUGAGCUGCAGGAGCUGGCGCGCCGCUUCGGGCCGGAGGCCGCAGCCGGACUCGUUCCGCUGGUGGUGCAGGCGCUGGAGCUCCUGGAAAAGGCGGCCGUGGGGCCCGCCCCGGACUCGCUGCAGGUAUCCGCACAGCAGGCGGAACUCGAGCUGCGGCUGCUGCGAGAGGAGAACGAGCGCCUCCGCAGAGAGCUGCGCUCUGGACCACAGGAGGAGCGCGCUCUGCUGCGGCAGCUCAAGGAGGUGACCGACCGCCAGCGGGACGAACUCCGGGCGUACAACCGCGACCUGCUGCAGCGAAGCCAGGAGACCGAGGCGUUGCAGGAGCAGCUGCAGCGCCUCCUGCUGGUGAAUGCGGAGUUGCGGCAGAAAUUGGCCGCGGUACAAACCCAGCUACGCGCCGCGCGGGACCGCGAGAGCGAACGAGAGCAGCGGCGCGAAGCGGCCUUGGAGCCGCCUCCAGAACCGGUUCAGGGCCAGGCCUCGGGGCCCGACUGCGAGCAGAGGCGGGAGUCCGAGCGGGCGACCGCGGGCACAAGAGCCUCGGGGACCCCCGAGGACCCGGCGGAUGCCCCGCUGCCGCCAGGGCUCCCAGCCAGGGCAGGGCAGUGCGGCUUCAGUCGAGAGGAGGUUCAGCAGAUCCUUCAGGAGCGGAAUGAGCUCAAAGCCAACUUGUUCCUGCUGAAGGAGGAGCUGGCCUACUUCCAGCGGGAGCUGCUGACAGCCCACCGGGUCCCUGGGCUUCUGCUCGAAGCCAUGAAGGUAGCUGUCAAGAAGCAGCGGAAGAAGAUCAAGGCCAAAAUGUUAGGGACUCCAGAGGAAGCAGAGAGCAGUGACGAUGAUGAUGGCUCAUGGCUCCUGCUCUCCAGUGAUAAGGGAGACCAUUCUGAACCCCCAGCCCCUGAGUCCAGAAUACGGAGUUUCUUUGGCCAGUGGUAUCGGGGUGAAACAGAGGCCCCUGGGACUGAGACCAGCAGUGUGGCUCCCAGCCAGCUACAGGGAGGAGAGGAGACCCCGCAGCCACCCCACCUGGAACCAGUGGGCAGCCCGACAGCCCCCAACUCCUGACGGGUCCUGCUGUGCUCUCAAUGAACAUCUUUGUCUGGGGUCUCAGCUGCCCCAGAGGCCUGA